CGUCAUAGUUGACUAUUCGCUUCCAUUGCAGUCGCUGCUUGCUCACUCAACAACCGCGACUGCGCCGCUGCCUUCAGCCUCCUGCUGCUCCUGCUACUGCGCUCGGUCUUGCUCGUCUUUGCCUGCUACAAGUCAACCCUGCAAUCGUGAUAUACCAGACGCCGCAGACAACACAACACCACCACCGCCGACCUUCGACCACCCCGCUCAUCCGCUCACAUUAUUAAAGCCGCCGAACCAGCCCGCCCGCUACCUGCUAUCAGCACCUCUACGAGGCCGCCAUGGCCGACAGUAACACCGAUAGCGAUGUGCAGGUCACGUUCAACGUCAAGUCUUCGUCCGACUCCAAGAUUGCCCUGACCCUGCCUGCCACCACCACAGUCGCCGAAUUGAAGGAGAAGCUAUCAUCGGCAGAGUAUGCUGACACACCGGCCGAGCGCCAACGCCUCAUCUACAGCGGCCGCGUGCUCAAGGACGCCGACACAUUGGCAACCUACAAGAUCAAGGAUGGCAACACUGUCCACCUUGUCAAGAGUGCUGCGAGCAACGCGCGCCAGGCCCCCGCAAAUCAGGGCGGAGCAGCUUCAGUGCCGCCGGGAGCUGGCCAGCCUGCGUCGAACGUGCCUACCAACAUAGCAGCUGGUACUGGGGCGGGCGAUCCUCUCGCUCAAAUCACGGGUGCACGAUACGCUGGCUUUCACGGCCUGCCAGGCGCAGAAAUGUUCGGCGCCGAUGGUGGCAUGGGCGCACCUUCAAGUCCCGAUGCAAUGCUGCGUAUGCUGGAAGAUCCCAACUUUGCUCAACAGAUGAAUGAGGCUAUGAACAACCCCGCCGUUGUGAAUAUGCUGCGCAAUAACCCCAUGAUCCGAGACAAUCCUAUGGCUCGCGCCGCCAUCGAGAACCCUGAACUGCGACGACUCAUGUUCAACCCAGAAAUGAUCCGCAUGCAGAUGCAAAUGCAGCGAGCCAUGGGAGGAAACGGAGCAGGCGGAGAGGGUGCUUUCCCCAUGCCAGGACAGACGGACACUACAGAGCGUGGUGCCAAUGCUGAUGCGGGCGCAAACGCGGACGCGCAGCCUGGACAACCUGGACAACCUGGAAACGCGCCGGCCAAUCCAUUUGCUGCACUGUUUCCUGGUGCUGCUGCAGGCGGCGCCGCACCCAACUCAAAUGCGGCAAACCCGCCAAACCCUUUUGCGGGAUUUGGCGGCGGUCAGGGUGGGAGCAAUCCGCUGGCACAAAUGACGCAACAGCUCAUGCAGAAUCCUGAAGCAAUGCAGCAAAUGAUGCAGGCCUUUGGCGGUGGAGCCGGCGGUGGUGUCGGUGGGGCUGGUGGUGCCGGAGAAGCAGGCUUCAAUCCUUUCGGCGGCCUAGGUGGAUUUGGCAAUUUCGGAGGUGCAGGUCAAGAGCCACAAGCUCCUGCGGAUACAAGGCCUCCAGAGGAGCGGUACGAGAACCAACUGCGAUCGCUGAACGACAUGGGUUUUUACGACUUCGACAGGAAUGUUGCAGCCCUACGGAGAAGCGGCGGCAGCGUUCAAGGCGCAGUCGAAUAUCUUCUUACACAAUAGAGCCGUGACAGCGGAUUAUUCUGCAGCAAAUGCGGCCACGCUCGGGCAGGUCUAUGUGACGACAGCUUCGGAAGAGAAAGUAUCACAUUCGGGCAGAUGGAGCCCGUGCAUGUUCAUCAAGGUACCUUCCUCAGUGGCGAGUCCCGGUGCUUUGUACCAGGUCAAUCUGAGCAUGUUAUCAACAUGGAAAUGCGCACACACGGCCAUCCUCGCCAGCCUGCUGAGGAGGAAAUCGAUGAAUUCGAUCGCGAGAUGGACGAAAUUCUGUUGGAAGCGCUCGAAGCAGUCUCGCCCUCACCGAGCCUGGAUUAGGCACACACAGUCACCACAACGCGACUAUUCGCUAGUUCACAGCGUUCUUUAGCAUGCAGCGAUGGCGCUUUGGAGCAUGGUCUGGGAAAGAGAUCAUCUUGAGUAUGAAAUACAGCCGACACAUACGGUAUGAUGAAAACACUCAUGAGAAUCAGCAUCGGGCCCGAGGGGUUGUAUCAUUCUUUGUGCAGUCACUAGUCUCACCUUUGUCUCUGUUUCUAUUCUCCUUCUUAGUUCCUGGAUUUUUUCUUUGACAUGGGCGCAUCAUGUCCCGCGCCACUAACAUUGAAGUUAUGGACAACGGACUCGAGUUGGCUAUCACAAGAGUUGAGGUAUGCCUGCACAAGCCUCACUUUCA
Messenger RNA from Cercospora beticola, 2241 nucleotides. It is a transcript of the gene DSK2, whose product is annotated as ubiquitin domain-containing protein DSK2. The record is from RefSeq and is a predicted model, not a curated record. Gene Ontology annotation, molecular function: polyubiquitin modification-dependent protein binding. Gene Ontology annotation, biological process: ubiquitin-dependent protein catabolic process. NCBI's taxonomy places the organism in Eukaryota, Fungi, Ascomycota, Dothideomycetes, Mycosphaerellales, Mycosphaerellaceae. Gene Ontology annotation, cellular component: cytosol.